AUGCCUAAUCUUCGUAAAUUAACACUGAGUAUUCGUGAUAAACUUGAUCCAAGAUUUUCUCAUGGGCCGAUGAUGGAAUCUAUGUUAAGUAAAUAUGUUCAUCAGCUUGAUAAAUUUGAUUAUACCAUGACACAUCGAAUUAAUGAUGAACCACCAAUUGAAGCUUUUAUUCGAUGGAUAAUGAAAAUUGUAUGUUAUGAAUAUCAAACUUAUAAAUGGAUACAUAUAUAUUCACUUCCAUGGCCAUCAAAUCGACAAGACAAAAGAGAAUUACUCAUAAUCAAUGGCAAAUAUAAUAUAUCGGUUACAUCAGAUGUUAAAUAUAUUCAAUAUAUCAAACAUCUUGAUGUUAAAACACAUGAAUAA
This is a messenger RNA of Rotaria sp. Silwood1, 366 nucleotides long. The record is from the annotation of a GenBank genome assembly. Lineage: Eukaryota; Metazoa; Rotifera; Eurotatoria; Philodinida; Philodinidae.